AAGGUCACACCCAGUUAUUGCCAGUUACGUGCCACCUUAUCAUUUUACGGCCUUUGAGCAAGAGACCGAAGGUUGGGCUGCCUUUAUGAAGCACACAGAGGAGGGGAGAGGGAGACAGCAUCUAAGCUUGGUGUGAGAGGUUCCCCAGUGCUCCAGCUUGCGACAAUAGAAGAUCUUUUUUUCCUGUGAAUUCCUUUGUGGGAGAAUACCUUACUAUUCAAAUUGACCAUGUCAGCAGCUUUUGAGAUUACUGGCUUCUUGAUGGGGCUGGCAGGGUGGAUGCUUACUGGAUCAACAUUGGCAAACAAUUACUGGAAGAUUUCUACUGUUUAUGGGAGCGUAAUCACAAGCUCAAGAUUGUAUGAAAAUCUAUGGAAAAGCUGUGCCCAGGACAGUACUGGCGUCUUCAACUGUCGAAUGUUUGAGACAAUGCUCGGUCUUCCAGCUUAUGUCCAAGCAUGCCGCGCUCUGAUGAUUAUUGCCAUCAUUCUGGGAGUUAUCUCCUCAGUGCUGACACUAUUUGGCCUGAAAUGCACCAACGUUGGGAACAUGGAUGAGGCAGUCAAAGGGAAGAUUGCGGUGACAGGUGGCAUUAUCUUCAUCCUUGCAGGUCUGUGUGGAAUAGUACCAGUUUCCUGGUAUGCCUACAACAUUACAAUGGAGUUCUACAACCCCAUCUUCGGUGGAACUAAGUAUGAACUCGGGUCUGCCCUUUACAUUGGAUGGGCUGGGUCUGCUCUCCUUAUCCUGGGAGGUUCGUUCUUGUGUUGUUCCUGCAAAAGAGCCAAAAAAAAUGGUGGCUACAAGUAUGCUUCUGCUCAAGGUGGGCAACGGAUCUACACAAAGACAGAAUCAGCUCAGUCAAAAGCCUACGUCUAAACCAGAGACUUUCAAAGAAGAAUGCUUUUUUGUUUAUGUUACUCAGGUCUUCAAAUGUCUUUCAAGAAAAGUAUGUGUUUGCAGUCCAAUCAUUAUGGCACUCUGUGAAACAUUUAAAUAAGUAAGAUAGAUUUCUGCAGACACAAGAGACUGCAGACACUGGAAUCUGGAGCAACAAACAAUCUGCUGGAGGAACUCAGCAGGCUGAGUAGCAUCUGUGGGAGGAAAGGAAUUGUCGAUGUUUUGGGUCAUGAUGCAGGGUUUCAACCCAAAACAUUGACAAUUCAUUUCGACCUACUGAGUUCUUCCAGCAGGUGUUUGUUGCUCCGGAUAGAUUUCUACACUGUACUGCCGAAUGCCUUGAGUGUUUAUUCGAGACAAUGCCAGAGUUUUUUGUUUCAAUUUGUGCAGUGGGUGUAUGUUCAAUUACUCCAGCAUUGGGGGACUGCCUCUGCCUCAGUGUGAUCUUAGCGGGUUGGGUUCUACUGAGAGUCAAUGGACUAAGAAUAGAUGAACACCAUGAGGCGAGGGAAGGGAGAGAAGAGUUUGCAAGGGUACCCAACACAAAAAGUUCUCCACAAGUUUGGUCAUCCCAAGAUUUAAAGAGGCAGGCAAUGCCUAUUAGGAUGGUAAUUGCUGCUGGAAGCCAAAGUGUCCCAAAGAGGCAGUGAUCAUCUUUCAGAGAGCAAGUCAUGCAAUGCAGAACCAGUGAGCGACAGAUUCCUGCCAUCCCAUCUCCGAUGGGGACGGUGUUUAUGGGAAUGGUUUCCCCAAGCAUGCUUUCCUGGUGAGGGGAGAUGAUCACAUGGAGCACUGACUGAGGGAAGGUCUUGCAGUUCCUGGUUUGCCUUUUGUUACAUUAAAUGGAUAGAAAACCAAGGUCCAAGGAUUCAUAACGUCCUUGUGAAAUCUCUUCACUACUCACUAGGAAUGCCCACUCAUAGCACGAACAUUUCUUCAGGACAUUAAAUUUACUUGAGACAAAUAAGCUGGCAGCAGCAUGACAAGUAGCCUCCUCUCUGUAGUUAGUCUCUAUCCUGGGCCUCUCUGUGGUAAGGCUCCAUCUUGGACGUCUUUGUUGUUGGACUCUAUCCUGGUCUAUUCUAUGGUUAGGGUUUAUCUAGAUUCCAGCACUGGUAGCCUUUGUGUUCCUGCUUAUCACCCUCCAGCAACUGUCUCAACCUUCACCUCUUCCUCCUGGCUCCAUCUUCCUCUUUUCUUGUCUGCUUCCAUCUAUCAUCCACCUGCCUCCGUCUCCCAACUCCAUCCUUUCCCCUCCCCUACCUGGCUCGAUCUGCCCGUCAUCAUUCACCUACCCCCUCGGUCCACCGAACACCGCUGGCCCCUGUCUCUCCAAUCCCGCUCUUCUCUUUAUACUGGAUAUCUCCCCUCUCCACUCUUAGUCUUGAUGCAGGGUUUUGACCCGAAACAUCGACAGUUCCUUUCCCCCCACAGAUGCCACUCAACCCUCUGAGUUCCCUCAGCAGAUUGUUUGUUGCUCCAGAUUUUAGAAUAUGUACUCUCUUGUGUCUGGGGUUUAUCUGAGCCUCUCUGUUGUUAGGAGCUACCCUGGCUUCUCUGCGGUUGGGAUCCACACAGGUCUCUGUAAUUUGGAUCGACAUGGUCCAAAUUACAUUCAAAUGUAAUUUGAAUGCCUGUGGUUCAGCUCAGCACAGGCCUCACUAGGAUUAAGUUCUGCACAAGCCACUGUAUGAAUGGAGUCUCUGCAGAAUCCAACUUAUUGAGGAUUUGCAGGUCUCAAACUGGCUUGGCUCCAAGUUAAUACAGAGUAUUUAGGUUCCCUGACCAUGAGCAAUCCAAGUGCAAUUAUAUUAAAAGCUUUGAAUUGUCUCCCAUGAAAACUAAUGAAGGAAUCCUGAAGUCUGUCAAUAACCUAUUUCACAUCAGGAGGGAGUGUGGCUUCGGCCUUUGUUUUGACAGUUUGAACUAAAAUAAACAGCUCUCCUCAUAUAUUUAACCUGAUUGUGUGCGUGCUGUAUAACACACCUUCUGUCUCCUGUUAACAUGCGUUACAGAGACGCAACAAUGCAGGUUUGGCAGAACAGAAACAACUGCAGGAGAAAGUCAAGCAGCCUCUUGAACUUGCUCCACCAUGCUAAAAUUUCACAGCUGACCAUAUAACUUAAAUUUACUUUCCAGUCCUAUCCCAUAUCUCUUGAUUCCCUUGAUGAUCAACAAUCCAUCAAUUGCAGCCUUAAAAAUACUUAGAGGUUGAGCAGCCACAACUUUGUGGGACAGACAAUUCCAGAGAUUUACAAGUUUCUAAGGGGAAAAAUUCCUCUUCCCUUAUUCCUUAAUGGCCAACCCCUUAUCUGGAGACUUUAACCCCUACUUUUCCUAAUUAUCCUUUUGCAAAGAAAUGCUGAUUAAUUUUGCCACUCUUUCCACUGCCCGUAACACCAAUAACUGCCACCAUUAAACCCAGGGAGACAGGGUUACCUGCCUUAUAGCACCAGAUACAUAAAGGCUAUCAGGAAAAUAUAUGCAAUUACACUGCAGUUGACAAAAUUAACCCUUCCUUACUUCUUGUAAAGGAUAAUCCAUAUGGUUUAACAGGUCAAAGAAAGAGAAAGUGAAAGAAAUAUUAAUAAGUAUUAAGGCAACCCCUUCACUCAAUAACAGAAGGUAUUUAUCUGGUAAAUGUUUAGAAAUGGUAUCCCUUUCAGUCCCAUUGAGUCUUCUUUAAAAGUGUCCACUGCAUUUUAUAAUGUUUGAUCUUUCAAAUCCCGGUGAAGCCAAACCUAGGAAUUCUAUCCUGGGAAGCAGACCUCCUGGAUCAGUUGGAUUUGUGGCAUAGUUGUGCAGUUCAUAAAGCAUUCACUGGGAAACAAAAAACUCUGGCUUUGCAAUGCCUGACCCCUCAAUUCAGGCCCUCAAAAUCAGGAACGCAGACCAAUAGUAACUAGGGACACUCAGAAAUAGCACUCAGAACCAAAUAACAGGGACAAAAAGAGGGCAUCAAUAUAAAAACAUUGAAGACAAAAUCAGGAGUAUAGUCCCUAAAACUACUGAAUAAAGUCAAGGUGCAGGUCUAAAAAAAAUUAGCCAAACUUUAUUUUAUAAUGUGGAGUGCCAUGGACACCCAAAAAAACUGAUAUUUUUGCUUUUCUGUUAUUUAUGUUAUAAUUUUCAUGUAUUCCAAUGUAAAAAGAAACUACUGCUAUUAAUUGUCUUCAAUGAAACUUUAUAUCAAAAGGGAAGUAAACAAGCAGCAAAUACUAUGACAUUUGUCUAGAUCCAGCAAUCAUCUCCUAAUCUGGAGAGAUCAGAGGCCAUGGUUGGUUGUGUUAAUAUCUAGUGUCUGACAAUUCAAGGGAAAUGAAACUAUAUUAUAACAGGCAAUUGGGCAAAUAGAAGAUAAAGUCUGAGGCGCUUUAGGUGAUCCAGACCAAAAUGCAAUUGCAAAUAGUAUCUCAGAACCAACACUAAAUAACACAGCUCAGAGGAAGGAAGUCUCUCCAGAGUUCAUCACUCUGUUUUAAGCACUGGUUUGGACCCUGUUGGAGUUGAAGCCCUUUCUGGGCAUCACGUGUUAUGAAUGAUGUCAAGACCUUGAAGAAAGGGCAGAGGACAUUUACUGAAAUUGAACGGGAUAAAGGAACUUCAGCAAUACACAAAGAGGCAAUGCUGAAAGCAGAUCAGGCAGAGUAGUGGAUCUCGUUAAUGUUUCAGGUCAAUGACCCUGUAAAACUCAGCAAUACCCUUUCAAAAUUGAAUUGUCAUGGGCCAGGGUAGAGGAAGACGAGCAAUGGGCAAGGAUUAGGAUUAGAGGCAAGUGCGUAAUACUCUAAAUCUGUUCACUUUGAUUACCAUUCAUUUUUAUGUACUUUUUUCCAGAGUUUAUGUGGUUUGAAUUGCUGAAUUUUAUAGGUUUCUCUUUGUUAUGUAUGCAUUUGUUUUUUUUUCUUGCUAUUUGGUAGUUUUUAACAAGAUUUAUAAAAACUGUUGCCAAUUAUUACAUCUCAGUACAUGCUUCAGCAGAACUUAAGGUUUGUUCUUAUUGGACUUUAGCAUAGACUUUAAUAAAAUUAUAAAUGGA
Messenger RNA from Pristis pectinata (smalltooth sawfish), 4939 nucleotides. Its product is annotated as claudin-15-like. The coding region runs from base 229 to 879 and encodes 216 amino acids. Gene Ontology annotation, biological process: bicellular tight junction assembly; cell adhesion. The transcript is spliced from 5 exons. Gene Ontology annotation, cellular component: bicellular tight junction; plasma membrane. NCBI's taxonomy places the organism in Eukaryota, Metazoa, Chordata, Chondrichthyes, Rhinopristiformes, Pristidae. The record is from RefSeq and is a predicted model, not a curated record. Gene Ontology annotation, molecular function: structural molecule activity.